AUGCCUUCCGAAAAUGGCUCGUUGCCGUUGGAAGGGUUAUUUGGUCAGUGUCGCUUCGCCGACGUUCCAAAGCUCAAGGCGAUAUUCUACGCAGAGUUCGACAUUGAUAUUGGGCCUGUGAUACGUUACCAGAUUCCUGAGGAUCAAACUGUAGUAUCUCCAGAGCGUUUUUCCGCGUUUUCGGCUGCCAUAAUUCCGAAGGACGAAAUGCUGAAUCGUCUGAUCAAGUUGAAUUUCAGAGAUUACAAAGUCAUGGGUCACCCUAUAGGGCUCAAGCAUGAAACGUGGUACGGGCGUGGCCAACUAAAUUUCAACAUGUGUUUUGUCGUAGCAAGGGAAUCUACCAUUGAUUGUAUGUAUGAGCCUCUUGUUCAGAAAUUCGCCGAAUACCUUGUCGAUUUAGAAAUGGAGUGCGGUUUCCUUCAUAUACCCGAGAAACGCGCUCAAUUACCUGCCAUAAUGAGUAAAGUGUUCACAGAUCUCAACACAUGUGGAGAAUGCGUAUUUCCUGUUACCGAUCUGAUCACAUUGUACCUGAAGUCGUGCCCGUCCUACAGUGGUGUAGAACCUCCAAAGAUUUGU
Molecule: messenger RNA, 582 nt
Organism: Ostertagia ostertagi
Lineage: Eukaryota; Metazoa; Nematoda; Chromadorea; Rhabditida; Trichostrongylidae
Source: the annotation of a GenBank genome assembly